Messenger RNA from Talaromyces proteolyticus, 2407 nucleotides. RefSeq lists its product as uncharacterized. NCBI's taxonomy places the organism in Eukaryota, Fungi, Ascomycota, Eurotiomycetes, Eurotiales, Trichocomaceae. Gene Ontology annotation, cellular component: plant-type cell wall. The transcript has a single exon. Bases 1 to 2313 code for a protein of 770 amino acids. The record is from RefSeq and is a predicted model, not a curated record. Gene Ontology annotation, molecular function: alpha-L-arabinofuranosidase activity; xylan 1,4-beta-xylosidase activity. Gene Ontology annotation, biological process: xylan catabolic process; arabinan catabolic process.
AUGUUUUAUCCCUGGAUACAAGGUCUAAUAGCCUGUCUUUUGGUCAAUUAUGCAGCUGCAACUGCAGAAGCAGAAUUCCCGGAUUGCACGAAAGAACCCUUGAAAAGCAUUGCCGUUUGUGAUACUAAUUUAGACACGCUCACGAGAGCCAAGGCUCUAGUGGCUGAAUUUACAUUGGAAGAAAAAAUAGCCAAUGUGGUAUACAACUCCAGCGGUGUUCCUCGACUCGGCUUGCCACAGUAUACGUGGUGGAGUGAAGGUCUCCACGGUGUUGCUCUGUCACCAGGUGUUUCUUUUGCAUCAAGCGGCAAUUUUAGCUGCGCCACUUCAUUUCCCACGCCAAUCACGAUCGGGGCAGCAUUUGAUGACCCCCUGGUCAAGCAAAUAGGCAAUAUCAUUAGCACCGAAGCUCGAGCUUUCAAUAAUGAAGCUCGCGCCGGCUUAGACUACUGGACACCUAAUAUUAAUCCGUUCCGGGAUCCUCGCUGGGGCCGAGGGCAGGAAACCCCAGGAGAAGAUCCUUUUCACAUCCAACAAUAUGUAUACCAGCUUAUUGGAGGUCUUCAGGGUGGUAUAGGUACAACAAAUCCUAAAGUGGCGGCGACGUGCAAACAUUUCGCAGGGUACGAUAUCGAAAACUGGCAUGGCAAUGCACGAUACGGGUAUAAUGCGAUUAUCUCCACACAGGACCUGUCUGAGUAUUACCUGCCUUCUUUUAAGACAUGUGCUCGGGAUGCCAAAGUCGAAGCGAUUAUGUGUAGUUACAAUGCGGUGAAUGGGAUUCCUGCAUGUGCUAAUUCGUACUUAAUGGAAACAAUUCUGCGGCAACAUUGGAAUUGGAGCACCACUCCGGGCCAUUGGAUUACAUCCGACUGUGAUGCUAUUGCAAACAUCUACGAUGACCAUCACUACACAAAUACUGGUGCAGAAGCGGCAGCCGAUGCUCUGAAUGCUGGAACUGAUCUAGAUUGUGGUCCUUUCUGGCUUGAAUAUUUGCCUGCUGCUUUCUCGGAAAAUCAAUUCGACAAUAGGACUCUGGACACUGCACUGACCCGUCUUUAUUCAUCACUAAUUAGGUUAGGCUACUUUGAUCCCUCCACACAUUCACCAUAUCGCACCAUAAGUUGGGCAGACGUAGCGACACCUGAGUCGACGCAACUUGCCCUCACAGCAGCAGUUGAAGGGAUCGUGCUACUUAAGAAUGACGCCAAAAAGACUCUGCCGAUAGCUCGUAACGGACAAACCAUCGCUAUCAUUGGUCCCUACGGUAACGCUACGUCUCAAUUCCUCGCAAGCUAUGAGGGGGUCGCGUGCCAUAUCCCGUCAUUGAUUUCUGCGGCUGAGGCCCUGAGAUAUCACGUUUUGUACGAGCCUGGGACUUCUAUCAACGAUACAAAUACCACUGGCUUUGGCUCCGCAAUCAAUGCUGCAAGGGCUGCUGAUGUCAUUGUCUUUGCGGGUGGGAUUGAUGGAACAAUUGAAGCGGAAGCAAAAGAUCGUGAGACUAUCAGCUGGCCAGGAAACCAGUUGGAUCUCAUCAACCAGCUAUCAAAUGUAGGAAAGCCUCUGGUUGUUGUCCAAUUUGGUGGUGGCCAAGUCGACGAUUCAUCGUUAUUGGCAAAUCCCAGAGUCAACGCACUCUUAUGGGCUGGGUAUCCUGGCCAAGCUGGUGGGCAGGCAGUAUGGGAGAUAAUCACUGGUAUUACCUCUCCGGCAGGCAGGCUUCCCGUCACCCAGUAUCCCGCAAGCUAUGUGGACCAAGUGCCAAUGACGGAUAUGGGUCUAAGACCAAGCCCUAGCAGUCCCGGCCGAACGUACCGUUGGUACGAAAACGCAGUGUUACCCUUUGGGUUUGGGCUUCAUUACACUACGUUCGAUAUUUCCUGGGCAUCUCACAGCCUUGGCCCUUAUAGCACCAACCAUCUAGUUGACGCAACGCAGUCUACGUCCAAUAAUGAACGAGCAGAGUUCGACACCUUCCAUGUCAAUGUGAAGAACACUGGGAAUGUGGUAUCUGACUAUGUUGCAUUACUUUUCUUGAGCACUAGCAAUGCUGGUCCUGCACCAUACCCCAUCAAGACAUUAGUUGGCUACACCAGGGCAGGCAGCAUUAGACCUGGUGAGACACGUCAUAUAGCUAUUCAAGUGCAAGUAGGGUCCGUGGCGCGCACAGAUACUUUGGGAAACCUGGUUCUGUAUCCUGGAUCAUACAGUCUUCAUGUAGACAUUGGGGAAGUGGCCUCUUCAAAGUUGAACUUUACUAUAAAGGGCGAGCCCCUUAUCAUCGACAAGUUCCCGCAGCCACCCGCAUGAAGGAUAAAGUAUAUUUAAAUGGAGCAGGAUAUAUAAGUGAGGUUCAGAUUAGGAUGCAUUUUACAUUCCUCUUCAAACAAGGUUUCAACAUCUC